GACACACACAACAGCUGAUGUUUCUCUGGUCAUUCAUCAAAAACAAUCAGGACAAUACAGUCCCUUAAAAAAAAAAAACAAAACAAACAUAUUUAUGCAAAGGCCCAAAAUGGUCUUAACAUGUCAAGAUGCUCCAACUGUGGUAUCCAAGAGAAGAGAGCAGCUGCUCUGGGUGCCAAGAUUUGUAACCUAUGUGCACUUUGUCUCAGUCCCACAGGUGGCCUUCUCAGCCUCUCUGGUGGAUAGAAGUAGCCUCUCCAUUGGACCAUUUACGGUUUUCACUCCUCUCAUCUUCAGACAUGUCAUCACAAACAUCUGGGAUGCUUACAGCCCAAACACAGGUUUUUUCACCGCACCAGUGAAAGGCGUCUACCACUUUGACUUCUACAGUGUUGCACAUGGACACAGCUCAGUCGGUCUAAAUAUUCAGUUGCUGCAAAAUGGGCAGCACAUCGUGAUCGCAUCAUCACAUCAAACAUCCGGUUUGGCAUCUGCUGCCAAUGGCGUCACGCUGGCUCUAGAGGUCAAAGAUGUCGUGUUGCUGCGUCUGUGGGUCAACAGCAACGUGUUUGAUAACACAAAUCGGCACACUACCUUCAGCGGCCAUCUGCUGUUCACCCAGUGA
Thalassophryne amazonica is the source of this 625-nucleotide messenger RNA. Its product is annotated as complement C1q-like protein 4. The transcript is spliced from 2 exons. Bases 95 to 625 code for a protein of 176 amino acids. The record is from RefSeq and is a predicted model, not a curated record. Gene Ontology annotation, molecular function: protein binding. NCBI's taxonomy places the organism in Eukaryota, Metazoa, Chordata, Actinopteri, Batrachoidiformes, Batrachoididae.